GCUCCCGCCUGAAACACGUGGCCGGGUCCGGAGAGCGAGCAAUGGCGGCUGCGGGCGGCGUGUGUGAGCUGCUGCCACCUCCGUGCGCCUUCUCCCCACCGCUCCGGGGGCUUCUAGCUCUGUCAGGGGCGGAUGGCACCAUCCAAGUGUGGGACACGCAAGGCGGAGGCCUCAAGCGGGAGUACGUGCCCUCUGCGCACCUUAGCGCUACCUGUACGUGCCUGGCAUGGGCCCCAGGCCGGGGACAUAAGGAAAGCCAUCAGAAGAAGAAGCGGAAAGCCGAAGCCGCGGAUCAGGAAGAACAAUACGACCUGCUGACCAUCGGCACGGCCACGGGAACCAUUUUAUUAUAUAGUAUAGUUAAAGGAGAACUGCAGAGCAAGCUGGUUGGUGGCCACGAUAGCCGAGUGAACUGUAUACGAUGGCACCAGGGAAACGGCUGUCUGUAUAGUUGUUCAGAAGACAAACACAUCGUGGAAUGGAACACACAGACCUGCAAAGUCAAAUGCAAAUGGAAAGGCGACAACAGCAGCGUCAGCAGUUUGUGUAUCGGCCCGGAUGGAAAGAUGCUGCUGUCGGCCGGCCGGACCAUCAAACUCUGGGAUCUGGAGACCAAAGAAGUCUUCAGGCAAUUCACAGGACACUCUGCGGCCGUCACGUCCCUGAUGUUCAUGCCGACGCCGUCUUCCAGCGAGUCUCUGCCGUCACACGACCCGAUGGGGCUGUAUUUCUUGUCUGGCGCCCUGCAUGACCGACUGAUCAGUGUUUGGCAAGUCAGAUCGGAGAAGAAAGAAAAAAGUGCUGUCCUGUCCUUCUCGCUCACCGAAAGCCCGGUGUGCAUGGACCUGGCUCCAUCUGACAGCAAAGAAAAGCCGUUGAAGUUGGCGGUUGUUUGCAGAGACGGCCAGUUGCACUUAUUCGAACAUGUGUUAAACGGAAACCACAAGAAGCCCCUGCAGCCCACCUGCACCGUACAGAUCGCCACGUCCGGCAGCGAUAAGGACUCCACCCCGAAACCCGUCCCCAUCCUGGCUGCCAACUUCUGCCCCGACAAGCAGUCCGUCCUGCUGUACUACGGGAGCACCAUGCAGCCGUUCAUCGAGAGAGUGGAGCUGAAGACGGACGAGCCUCACAUAUGUCUCAUCAGGGAUCUCCAAAAGACUGUCACGCUCCGAAAAGACAUGCCUGUCACUAAAGUGAAGACUCCAGUUGUGAAUUCAGACUCCAAGGUCCUGGUUCCGGGAAUCGCCGGUCACAGCUCGGCGUUACCGGCAGCAGCUGCGCUCUCCAUCAAGUUGGACGGCAAGAGAAAACCAAGAGACAAAGAGGCCAGCAUUGAAGAUCGUCUCGACGCGAUGGACAUCGACUCCUCCGCAGCGCAGAGUAAAGGCGGCCUUCCGCAGACGGACAGCCUCGCUGUGCUCCUCGUGCAGGGCUUGGAGAGCAACGACGCAAACUUCUUAAACAAAGUCUUCCUUUCAAGAAACGAAAGCAUGAUACGGAAGACGGUGGCCCGGAUCCCCGUCUACGCCGUCAUACCACUAGUGAACGAGAUUACGAAGCGACUCCACGGGAACCCCACAAAUGCCCUGCUGAUGGUGAAAUGGUUAAAAGCUGUGUUUGUCUCACACGCCUCUUAUCUUUCUACAUUGCCCGACCUGGUUCCCCAGCUGGGGACUCUGUAUCAGCUGGUUGAAAGCAGAGUGAAGACGUUACAUAAACUGUCCCGGCUGAACGGGAAGCUUUAUCUCCUGGUCACGCAGGUUGCUGCUUAUGAAAAAGCCCAAAGGACGCACGUGAGCCAAGAGGCGAAGCUGGUGUACGAAGAAGAGUCUUCAGAAGAGGAGUCUUCGGAGGAGCUGAUGGCGGAUCACGAGUCAGAUGACAACUGGGAGGAAGAGGAGGAGACGGGGAGCGGAGCCGAAGCCCGGUCUUCAGAAGACGAGUCAGAGGAAGAUGCGGAUAUGAGCGUAGAUAAAGUGAACGGGGAUUCCGACGGGGACCCGGGAAACGAAAGUGAAGAAGAAUGACGACUUCCAUCGGAAGGAGGACGCUCUCGGGAGCUAUGAACUGUCGCCACGCCGAAGGGUGGCUUCUCCCAGCGCCACGCAUUUCAACCUCCAGAAUGUCAACCGUUGUCUGCCUUUCCUACCUUUUCUGAGGACCCGAUCCUCUCUAUUCUGACCAACUAUCCGUGUCCGGCUGCGGACAUACGAUUUGUGUUUAGAUUAAAUUGCCGCUACCAUUGAAUGGUAAUUUUAUUAUUAUUUUACCGUUUUGGAGUUUGACCGCGGGAGAAACGGCCUCGUUGCGUUAACGCGAUGUGAGAUUCACGCGUUUACAAGACCCAUCAGAACGGGCUCGGGGAGUCUGAGGAAAGAUCUGAUCUUGCCGUUGUUUCCGGUUCAUGAUUCCGCCAUCUUCAUAAACCCAAAUCAGCGCUGGGCCGCCAUUGGUGGUGAGCGCUCGAAUGUCACCUCUGUUUAAGGGGACAUUCCACUUAACACCCCCCACCCCCGACCGGCAUGCUCCAUCUUAGGGAUGCGUCAGGGGUUCUUUACAAAGAAUCAUUGAUUACUUAAUGCUCGAUCAAUUUAUUUUGGCUAAGUUAGAGGUCACUGCACCAGUUCUACACUCAGCGGAGGGGACACUCAACUAUAUGCAAGUUCGUCCAUUGGAAGGUUUGAGUCCUGUGUGCGCAAAACCAUUUCUGUUCCAAACCUUUCCCAUGAUCCCAUCUCGGCUAUAAACAAAGACUGUAAUUUUACUCUGAUUUUUAUUACACGUGGGUUCGUAUCCAAUUUCAUAAUUUUUUUUUUUUUUUUUUUUUAACGAAGCCUGUAAAUACCUUUUUCUGCAAAAAAAAAAAAAAUUCCCAGUGCCCUUAAGUACAACCUAAAAACAAAUCUAAAAUAUUGACUUUUUUUUCCUUUGUCACAGAAAAUCUGUGGGUACCUUUUUUUGUUUUGUAUUAAAAAAAAAGUGGAUAAAAAAGGAUGAUUUUGAACGCUUUAUAAUUGUUUUUUUUUCCUCCCCAGAGUGGGCUGCAGUGCUUUAAAUAAUCACGGUAUAAUGUACAGUAUAUUUGUCUAUAAACGGAGCUGUUAAUGGAAAUUGCCUCCUUUGUAAAGUGAAUAAAAUAUAGUUCUCCUUUAACCAGCCAAA
Molecule: messenger RNA, 3165 nt
Organism: Spea bombifrons (plains spadefoot toad)
Lineage: Eukaryota; Metazoa; Chordata; Amphibia; Anura; Pelobatidae
Gene: WDR43
Product: WD repeat domain 43
Exons: 18
Coding region: 42-2030 (662 amino acids)
Biological process (GO): maturation of SSU-rRNA from tricistronic rRNA transcript (SSU-rRNA, 5.8S rRNA, LSU-rRNA)
Cellular component (GO): nucleolus
Molecular function (GO): protein binding
Source: RefSeq, a predicted model, not a curated record